Messenger RNA from Cervus elaphus (red deer), 396 nucleotides. RefSeq names its product putative protein ZNF720. Gene Ontology annotation, biological process: regulation of DNA-templated transcription. The transcript is spliced from 2 exons. NCBI's taxonomy places the organism in Eukaryota, Metazoa, Chordata, Mammalia, Artiodactyla, Cervidae. The record is from RefSeq and is a predicted model, not a curated record. Bases 1 to 396 code for a protein of 131 amino acids.
AUGGAGGCAGGUGGAAGCGCCAGGAUCUCCCUAACCAUCCACACAGCCAGCGUCUGGAGCCAGGGACCCGUCUUCCUUCAGCCGAGGGUCCCGCAGGACAUGGCGAAGUUCCAGGCCCACGGAUGGCUGACGUUCCAGGAUGUGGCCAUAGGCUUCACUCAAGAGGAGUGGGAAUGCCUGGACCUCGGUCAGCGGGAAUUGUAUAGGGACGUGAUGUUAGAGAACUACAGGAACCUGGCCUCCUUGGCAGGUCUUGUGGUCUCUAAGCCAGACCUGAUCACCUUUCUGGAGCAAAUGAAGAAUCCCUGGGAUGUAAGGAGACUGGAGAUGCCAGCCAUGUACACAGCUGUGUCGUCUCACAACACCCAUGCUUUGAUGUCAAAGAAUCCAAGGUGA